This is a messenger RNA of Pseudozyma flocculosa PF-1, 1122 nucleotides long. RefSeq lists its product as uncharacterized. Bases 1 to 1122 code for a protein of 373 amino acids. NCBI's taxonomy places the organism in Eukaryota, Fungi, Basidiomycota, Ustilaginomycetes, Ustilaginales, Ustilaginaceae. The record is from RefSeq and is a predicted model, not a curated record. The transcript is spliced from 2 exons.
AUGGCCUCGCUGCCGGAUGACGUGCGGGAUGCUCUGCGUCCCCUCCUACCACCAUCGCACUCGAUCGUCCAUGCCGAGCACCUGACGGAUCUUUGGGCCGGGUACGGUGCCAUCUUCCGCCUCACCCUCUCCUCCGCGCCGCCCCCUUCCUCCUCCUCCUCGCCGCCGCCAUCACGCUACACGCUGAUACUCAAGUACAUCGACGCUCCCGCUCCCUCAUCCUCCUCUUCGCUUUCGUCGGAACGCAAACGCAUCUCGUACGUCGUAGAGACCAACUUUUACGCGCGCUUCCGCACACGCCUCCCGGCCGACGUGCACGCCCCCUCCCUGGUCGGCACGGCGCUGACGAGUCGAGGAGGUAGGGCGACGCUCCUGACCGACCUGCGCGACGGCUUUCCGGAGUUUGCGGAAAAGAGGGCCACGCUCUCCCCGUCCCAGGUCCACCUCGCCGUCGAGUGGCUCGCAAAGUACCACGCCACCUUUUCCGGUCUUGCGCAGCGGGUCGAUCUGGACGACUUCUUUCCUCCCCCCUCGGUGCCGUCCUCGUCGCCGUCCGGCACCGACGACGGCGAUAGGACAGGCCUGUGGAGACAGGGCGGGUACACCUACCUCUCUACGCGCCUGUCGGAACUGGCCGCCAUCGCCCCGACGUCAAAGUGGGGUCGGCUCGGUCUGCACAAGGACUCGCCCCUCCCCUACGCCAUCGACUGGUGUCUGCGCAGCCCUCGUCUGCGUUCAAGGCUGACGCUAUGCCACGGCGACGUCAAAGCUGCCAACAUGGCCUUCUCCUCUCCCUCUUCCUCGUCGUCUUCGGCGGGCCAGGCGGUGGCAUUUUACGAUUUCCAGUACCCAGGUCUCUCGCUGGGCGUACAGGAUCUGGCCAAGUUUUUCGCCACCUCGAUCCCCACUUCGCUCCUCUCCCCCUCCGCGUCUGCGGACGAGCUGCUGAAGAUGUACCACGACAUCUUGAUCGACGCGCUGCCACUCGACCAGCUCGGCAUCCGUGACGCGCACGAGGCAAGAACACAGUGGUACCCGCUCGCCGACCUCGAGGCCGACUUUGACCUCGCCCUCGUCGCUUGGACCUGCUUCCUCGCCGGAUGGAGCGCGGUGGAGGCAUGA